Rhineura floridana is the source of this 6296-nucleotide messenger RNA. RefSeq names its product ATP-binding cassette sub-family D member 2-like. Gene Ontology annotation, biological process: long-chain fatty acid import into peroxisome; very long-chain fatty acid catabolic process; fatty acid beta-oxidation. The record is from RefSeq and is a predicted model, not a curated record. Gene Ontology annotation, molecular function: long-chain fatty acid transmembrane transporter activity; ABC-type transporter activity; ATP binding. Gene Ontology annotation, cellular component: peroxisomal membrane. The coding region runs from base 246 to 2510 and encodes 754 amino acids. NCBI's taxonomy places the organism in Eukaryota, Metazoa, Chordata, Lepidosauria, Squamata, Rhineuridae. The transcript has 10 exons.
GCAUGGAAGGAAAAGCAUCAUCCUGGCGAAUCAAGAGUCAUUCUGCAUAUGUCACCACCCCGAUCGACGUGGGGGGAUAAAGUGGGCCAGAUGAUGGGUCGCCCCGGGCCUCGAUGAGGAGCUCCCGUGCUCAGAUUUUUCCUUCCUGGUGGGCAUAAGCCCCUUCGCGCUUCCUUGUGAGGCAGGAGUCUUAAAGCCGCCUCCCUGGAGGGGCGUGGAAGGGAGGGGUGCUCCCGCUACUGAAAAUGACCCCCAUGCUGAAAGCUGCCACAGGGCAAGAGAAAUGGAUCAGGUCGAGUGCAGCUAAGAGGGCUGCGUGCUUGCUGGCUGCGGCAUAUGGGCUGAAAAUCCUCUGCCCGCUCGUCUGCAGGCGGCUCAGGCAGGCUGGCUGCAAAAAGGACUUGCGGCAGCGGCAUGUCGCCAGCAGCAGCACCAGCAGCCGGGUCGAAGGGGGGGAUCUUCCGAAGGAGGUGGUGGAGGAGCUGCUGCAUUGCAAUGGACUCCCAGCAGGCACAGCCUCGCCGGCGGCCAAUGCGAAAUUUUUCCGGCAGCUGCUGGAACUUCGCAAGAUCCUCUUUCCCAAGUUGGUGAGCCCGGAAAGCGGCUGGCUCUGCCUCCACUCGGUGGCCCUGGUCUCCAGGACCUUCCUCUCUAUCUAUGUGGCCGGCUUGGACGGGAAGAUCGUGAAGAGCAUUGUGGAGAAAAAGCCCCGGAGCUUUGCCCUGAAGCUGAUCAAGUGGCUCAUGAUCGCCAUCCCGGCCACUUUCGUCAACAGUGCCAUCCGCUACCUGGAGUGCAAGCUGGCCCUGGCCUUUCGCACCCGCCUGGUGGAUCACGCCUACCAGACCUACUUCGCCGACCAAACUUACUACAAGGUGAUCAACAUGGAUGGCAGGCUGGCCAACCCCGACCAGUCCCUCACCGAGGACAUCAUGAUGUUUUCGCAGUCGGUGGCUCACCUCUAUUCCAAUUUGACCAAGCCCAUCCUGGAUGUGGUGCUGACCUCCUACACCCUAAUCCAGACGGCCCGGUCCAGGGGGGCCAGCCCCAUUGGGCCGACGCUCCUAGCCGGGCUGGUAGUGUAUGCCACCGCUAAGGUGCUGAAAGCCUGCUCGCCCAAAUUUGGCAAGUUAGUGGCCGAAGAGGCCCAUCGAAAGGGCUACCUGCGCUACGUCCAUUCUCGAAUUAUAGCCAACGUGGAAGAGAUCGCUUUCUACCGAGGGCACAAGGCAGAAAUGAACCAGCUACAGAAAAGUUACAAAGCUCUAGCAGACCAAAUGAACCUCAUUUUGUCCAAGCGUUUAUGGUACAUCAUGCUAGAACAGUUCCUGAUGAAGUAUGUCUGGAGCAGCAGCGGUUUGAUUAUGGUGGCUGUCCCUAUCAUCACUGCGACGGGAUUUGCAGAUGGCGAAUUAGAAGAUGGUCAGAAACAAGCUAUGGUCAGUGAGCGAACAGAAACCUUCACAACUUCACGAAAUUUAUUGGCCUCUGGAGCAGAUGCCAUUGAAAGAAUUAUGUCUUCUUACAAAGAGGUCACAGAGUUAGCUGGCUACACAGCUCGUGUAUACAACAUGUUUUCAGUCUUUGAUGAAGUGAAGAGGGGCAUUUACAAAAGGAUGGCUUUUUCCCAAGAAUGUGAAAACAGCAACAAGAAGAGAGAGAAAACAGAACGACAUAUUGAUGGCCCGUUAGAAAUCAAGGGAAGUGUGAUAGAUGUUGAUCAUGGAAUUAUCUGUGAAAAUGUUCCUAUUAUCACCCCAAAUGGAGAUGUGGUGGUUUCCAGGCUAAACUUCAAAGUUGAGGAAGGAAUGCAUCUUUUAAUCACCGGACCCAAUGGUUGUGGGAAGAGUUCUCUCUUCAGAAUUCUAAGUGGCUUGUGGCCUGUCUAUGAAGGAGUUCUCUACAAACCACCUCCUCAGCAUAUGUUCUACAUUCCUCAAAGGCCUUACAUGUCCAUUGGAACACUGCGGGAUCAAGUCAUCUAUCCUGACUCUGUGGAUGACAUGCAUGAAAAGGGAUACCAAGACCAGGAUCUUGAGCGUAUACUGCAGAUAGUUCACUUGAAUCACAUAGUUCAAAGAGAAGGAGGGUGGGAUGCUGUUACAGACUGGAAAGAUGUCCUGUCCGGAGGAGAAAAGCAGAGGAUGGGCAUGGCUCGGAUGUUUUAUCAUAAGCCCAAAUAUGCAUUGCUGGAUGAAUGCACGAGUGCUGUCAGCAUUGACGUUGAAGGAAAGAUAUUCCAAGCUGCAAAGGGAGCUGGCAUAUCCCUGCUUUCAAUAACGCACAGACCAUCUCUUUGGAAGUACCACACGCACUUGCUACAGUUUGAUGGGGAAAGAGGCUGGCGCUUUGAACAGUUGGACACUGCUAUCCGCUUAACCCUCAGUGAGGAAAAACAAAGACUAGAAUCCCAGCUUGCCGGAAUGCCAAAAAUGCAGCAGAGACUCAACGAACUUUGCAAAAUCUUAGGAGAAGAUUCCGUGCUCAAAACGAUGGAUAAAGAGGAAUAAAUGUUUUUAGUUUUUUUCCAGUUUUUUUAAAGUGAUAAAUGCACUUUGAUUUCUGAGACACUAUGGUUUGCAUGCACUGUGAUUAGCUUAGAGUGUAAGGAAAUAUAGUUGGCCACAAACUAAAUGCUUCAAAAAGCCACCAAUCUUCUAGGGUUAAAGAAGAAAGAGGUUCAACCUAGUGCUGUCCUGAAUUUUAGUGAGUUUUGAUUUUCAAAGUGCCUCUUGCAAACCCUUCUACCUUAGUGGUCUUCCACAACUGUUUAUGCCUGUUCUGAUGCUGCUUUGAUGCAGUUUUUAGCGCUUCUUUAUUUUUCACUCCGUGACCCCAGGCACAGCACCAUAUAGCAAAUCAGAGAUGAACAAGUGACAACAUGGCAGAAGAUGGGCAAAGCCCUCCCAUUUCCCGGUUGGGGAGGGAACACAGUGAUUGUAGACACUCAGUACUGAGCUAGAUGGACUAAUGGUCUGAUUCAGUAUAAGAUAGUUUCGUAUAUUCCCUAGAUGUAAUGCGCACAGUAAAUCUGUGUGGCAAGAUGUUUCCCUCAAUCUAGUUCUAGUUGUGCAUUCUUAUAAUUGACUAUUUGGAACAGAAUGAUGAUGUAGGUGUGCUCAAGAUAUACAUCCAAAUGCAGAUUUCAUUGACAAACAUCUACACUUGGAUGUGCACCCAACUGCACAUAUCAUUGUGGAUGUCAUCCAUCCAUGCUGCAUUAAUUUCAAUAUAUGCAUUCAGAUAUACAUCCAAAUGGUUGUCCACACUCUGUCCCAACUAACCAACAACAUACGGCUCUAGGACUGUCUCCAGGGUGAGCAGGCUCUGAGCAAAGUGCUGCUGUGUCAGCCAUUUCCUACAAUGGUGACCCUAACGUUUCUGGCGGCCCUGGGAGACCUUUCUUGGUGGCAGCCUGCAACAAAGAGCCACAAUGCUCCAGAACAACUAAAUUUCCAGGAUAUUGUUGGAAACAUCAGUGGCGUCCACAAGCCACCAUCUGCAAUCUUUUUGGAUUUUUUUUAAGUGCCCAUUGCAGUGGUCAGGAAUGGACCCACUGGGAUGUUGGAGCCCCAGCUGAUGCUGAGCUUGCUGGACUUGACCAGGGGAGGAUCCUUCUUGUCCCCAAUACCCACAGCCUUGGGAACAGUUUGACCCUUUUUUUUGCAAAGAGGUACAAAACAUUCACUGAAAAUAGUAGGGCUUGUUUCAUGGCAGGACAGUGGUGAUGGUAGUGGUAGGAAUGUUUACAAAACAUGUUUCUUCAUUUUGGCUCAGCACUGGUUUGAACUCUGGAAAGUUAACAAAUAAUGCACUGUAUGAUCAGUCAUUAUACCUUACAGUAGCUCCUAGUGUGACAAACUCAUGUUGCUCCUGGAAAGCUACUUGUGUGGUUAUAUUAUCAUGACAGAUUCUUGCUUCAAAACCAGCAUGUAGAAUACUCUCUCCCACCCAACUGCUGUGUGCAUAUGAUUUGCCUGGUGUCUUACCCAGGCAUGGAGCAACAUAAGGGCAGGGAUGUGGUGAGUAUGCAGGUGCAUGUGGGAGGGGGGGAAUCUAACCCAGAUGGAGGGGGAUUGUUUGUUUAACAAUCUGUAUAAAAAUGAUAUUUCCAACUGAUAAUGUAUGCAUGUCAUCAGCUAUACUUCCCUGGUAACAAAAUGACAGGCAACUUAGAAGAUAACUGUUGUUGCGGCCCAGUCCUUUCCAUUCCAUGCACAGACAAGUGAAAAGGUAGACAUACAACUUGCAUAAAUGGCAAACAUGCUACAAGGAAGACUUAUUUCCUCUCUUUGAGAGGUAUGCAUCUCUGUCCGAUGAACUGAUUUCAGUCCUUAUCCCUUUUAUGGAUCUAUUGUAUUAUCUGAAAAAGGCUAGAUCUGCCUAGUACAUCAAGAGGGAACUAGAGGACAUUGUUGUAAACAAAGAUGGUGGCCAAAAGCCACUGUCCACAGUGGUUUAAGUGCCCGAGACAAUGGUCAGAGGUGGAUCCAGUUGGCAAAACGGAGGUGGCUCCAACGAAAUAAUAAUGGGGUGAGCAAAGAAGAGCAGGGCAGGUUCUGGGGAGACUAGUUCUAUCUACCAUAUUACAUCUUCCCAAACAAAAGAAAUUGUAUAACUCGCAUUAAUAGUCUAAUCAUAAUUCCAUUAAGUUGGAAUCAAACCCUGUUUAUUCCUGUUGGGCUUACACUCAAGUAAAAGAUUUUUCCUUUAGCCACUUAACGUUAGGGAAAUAAGUGUACUUUAUCCAGGAAUCCAUUAUGGAGAAGGUUGCAUCUUUUGAAUUUUCCCCCUGUUAAUAUAGUGGCUAAGCCUAGAAGGGGUGUGUUGGGGGAACAUUUGGGUCAUUAUACGGAGGUAAUCAGAGAGAUAUCACACAAUGAGGCUGUCUGUCAUCUUCUCACAUACAUUCUGGGAGGCCAUAUUCUCCCAUUCAGGCAAAGCUCCUUGUUAAAUUUCAGUAAGCUGCAGCUUUAGUGCUAUUUUCUUUUAAGUUCCCUUCUCCCUAGUAAUGUCGUUCUCACAUAGUGAAUCAAAUUUGUUCACAUGAGAACAUCACAGGGAAAAUGAAGGCAAUGCAGAAUGAGGACAAUGCUUUUACUCUGAAUUAGCUGGUUUUGCUUUCACUGAUGGGAUGUCACUUGUUAUUAGAAAACAGGCAAAUUUAAACAAAAAGGCACCAAAACUGCAGCCAAUUGGGGCUACAAACACCAGCAAGCAGGCACAAAAUAAGUGGUGCAAUACCUACAACACAAAGAUCUUUAAUGGAGUUAAAAUAAACACCGCUUUGCAUCAAGAAACUACCCUAUAUAAGUAAGCAGAUACAUUUUCUCCACCAGAGGGCUGGAGGUGACAAUAAAAAGCCAAGGGAAUUCAAUUCCUGCUAUUUUCAUUUGUAUCUCUAUCCCGUUUUUUCUCAAAGGAGCUCAAAGUGCUAUACAUAGAGUUUAUCCCAUUCAUUUUCACAACAACCCUGCAAGAUUAAUUAGGCUGGAACAUUUGCUUAAGGUGCUUCUCUCUCACACACAUACACAAAAGCUUCAUGGCUGAGACAGAAUUUGAACCCAGGCCUGGUCCAAGUCCAUCCAUUACACUUCACUAAAAGGAUAUAAACUGGAUUGUAAUGGAUCCAUCUCCUUUCCAGACAGUUUAAAUUUAUAUUUCUUCAACAACUCAUGAAGAAAUACUUAGGAGAAGUUCCAUGGCUCAUUAACAAGUAUAGGCAAAGCCACGUAAUCUUGUCCAGAUGUAGCCAAAAGCCUCCAGUCAAGUAGGCCCAAAGCGUUGAGAUGGUGGCAAAAUGAUUGUUUUUGGAAAUACAUUGCAUGGUGGAAUCCAGAGUCCUGUACAUGCCCUUGUUGUUUGCAUCAGUGAGAUAAAUGUAUCUGCAACAUUUCUUUGGCCAUCUCCUGGCUAUGGGCAUUUUAUUGAGCUACCUUUUUGCAGAUGGCCUGCUGCUGUUCCUUCAAAGUCAUUUCAGAAACCAACCUAAUGGAUUUUUCAGGAACUGUUUAUUUUCAGAGGUAGAUUCAGAGAAUGCUAAAUUAAGCAUAUUUGUGCUUUAGUCACAUCAAGUUGGUGCAAGAAGUUAUACAGAGCACUGGAGCUUCAGCUCCUUGGACAGCUCCUCGAAAGAUUGGGCUAAAACACAGUGCAGAUUCACUACCCCACUGACAUUGGUGCUGCCAGUCUCCACUGACUCUAUUUAAAUUUGGCUCUCUUCUGCUCCCUCUCCCACAUUAACAUGAGCUUCAAAAGCACUGUAACUUUUUUGUGUGCAAAUAUUCUAAGAUUCC